GUGCUUGUUAGCACAGACUUUUGUCUCGAACUGAACCCGCCGACCAUCUGCCCCCCAUUCAAGCGUCCUGAACUGCAGCAAUAUGGCCCCUGCGUCCCGCAGCAACACUCACGACGAGGAUUAUUACGGAAUAAAAGACAGAAAGACGAGGAAACCGCUGGUGGAGAAAAAGAGACGCGCCCGGAUAAAUGAAAGUUUACAGGAGCUUCGGCUACUGCUAGCCGACCCGGAUGCGCAGGUAAAAAUGGAGAACGCCGAGGUGUUGGAAAUGACCGUGAAGCGCGUGGAAAGUAUACUGCAAAACAAAGCGAAGGAGGCUGACAGUGUGAACCGCGAGGCCAACGAGCGCUUCGCCGCGGGCUACAUCCAGUGCAUGCAUGAAGUGCACACAUUCGUGUCCAGCUGCCCGGGCAUCGACGCCACCAUCGCCGCAGAUCUGCUGAACCACCUCCUCGAAUGUAUGCCUCUGAACGACGAGGAGCGCUUUCAGGACAUUCUGUCAGACCUCAUUUCGGACUCUAACAACUCUGGCACUUGGCCUGGCGAGGCGGCGUACGCUACGUUGUCGCCCGGAGGGACGAGCGUGGCCAACGGUGGCUCCUCCGCCUUGUCCCCGGCCCCGUCCACCACCUCCAGCGACGACAUUUGUUCUGACCUGGACGACACAGACACGGAGCACAGCCGCAUCUCGGUAGAUGCCGGAGAUCAGGCGCCAGUCGUGCCAACAUUAUACACCAACAAGUCCAUUUGGAGACCCUGGUAGACAGAUGCUCACCUCCGCCGAUUCAUGAACAUUCAAGUAUAUUUUCUAGUUUAGAAAAUAGUCCAGGAUUGAGCACCUUUGUGAACCAGUUCUACUUUAGUAAUAGGGCGACUUUUUUGUCAUCGACCUGUGGAUAUACCCCUCAGUAAGCUCUUCUAGGUGCAACAAUAAUGUGCAUUUCAGUCCACUUCAGUUACACAGAAUUAGUAUUUUAUUUAAUUGUGUGUUUUUUGUAUAAGCUAAGUUAAGGAAAAUACACUGUAAGGAUAAAUAAUAUGUCUAGGGAGUGUGUUCCCAUCUCUUAAUUAUUGUAGGAUAGGAUGUAAAUAUUUCAAUGUCGUUGCUGUAGAUAGAUCUAUGACAGUUAUUGUGAUUUUUGUGACGGGAAGAAAAAAAAUAAGUGUAAAUGUCGGGAAUAAUGUGUUUUAUAUGUGAUUUUACCCUUCAUUAAAGCAUCUUUCUGAUUUGCUACUGCAAA
Messenger RNA from Danio rerio (zebrafish), 1241 nucleotides. It is a transcript of the gene hes6, whose product is annotated as hes family bHLH transcription factor 6. Lineage: Eukaryota; Metazoa; Chordata; Actinopteri; Cypriniformes; Danionidae. Gene Ontology annotation, molecular function: DNA binding; protein dimerization activity. Gene Ontology annotation, biological process: regulation of DNA-templated transcription; DNA-templated transcription. The record is from RefSeq and is marked validated. Gene Ontology annotation, cellular component: nucleus.